Molecule: messenger RNA, 1593 nt
Organism: Paramecium sonneborni
Lineage: Eukaryota; Ciliophora; Oligohymenophorea; Peniculida; Parameciidae
Source: the annotation of a GenBank genome assembly
GGAAAACAAAAAUUUAUCAAUAUAUUUGUUAAAUUUUUUAACAAAUGCUCUGAUAAAUUUUGAUCAUGGAAUAAUUCCAGCCUGCACAACAGAUAUGAAAUUGGAUUUGGGAAUAGAUGACGUGGGAGUAAUAUUUAAAUUGAUAAUCUAAUUUUAGUUAGGCCUAAUGGGAUCAUCAGUUUAUGGUGGACUUGUAAUAGGUUCAUUUUUGGGCACAGGAAUAUUCGAUAAAUAUAAAACUAAACAUAUAGUCACAAUCAGUGUCUUAUGUUGCAUAUUAAGUUUAUCUCUAUUUAUUCUAACCAAAAAUAUAUUUCUCUUAUUUUUAUCUAGAUUUUUAACAGGAUUCUUUUAAGUAUGCAAUAUUAAUUUAUUUGGUAUUUUUAGUAAUAUUUUUCCCUGUUUGGAUAGAUUUAUUUGGAGAAAAUAAUAAAACUAUGUGGUUGACAUAUAUGUAAUUAGGAGUGGCUUUAGGAACAGUAGCAGGAUAUUUAGUAACUUCAUUAUCGCUUCAUUUUUCAUCAGAUGUAAUUCAAAAAUAAAAUUUAUUAGUGGGUUUAUCCAUAUUACUUGUAAAUAUUUUUACUAAUUCCUUGUUUUUUAUUUUAUAGUUUUUGUAAUGAAGAAAUGUUAACUACAAAAAAUCAAGAAAAAAGUAUUAUAAAUUAAGAGGCAUUUAAAACUAUUUUUCUCAAAAAUUUAAAAACUUUUUUUUCAAAUCCAGUUUUUGUUUUUUCUAUGUUAUCAUUAAGUUCAUUAUUUUUUGUAGUAACAGGAGUUUAAUUUUGGAUAACAGAUUAUCUUAGAAAUGUUUUAUUGAUGUCUCAUGAAGUUGUAUUUAAAUCAUUUUUAAUAAUAUCAUUAACUGCACCUCUAAGUGGAGUAUAUUUAGGAGGUUUAAUUUUACAUAAUUUUGGAGGAUAUGAUGGAUAAAUGGCAAUGAACAUAGCAGCUAUUGAAGCUUUAUUCGCAAGUAUAUCAGGAGCAUUUAUUCCAGCUUUAAAUAAUGGUACAUAUGUCCUAAUUUUUUUAUGGUUUUUAUUAUUUUUUGGGGGAAGUGCUGUACCAGCAAUUAUAGGUAUUAUGAUUACUUCAAUUCCCAGAGAUUAAAGAUCAAGUGGAAAUUCAUUAAGUCAUUUGUUUCAAGAACUUUUAGGAUAUUUACCUGCACCUGUUCUGUAUGGUUAUAUUACAUAAAAAACUGGAGGAUCAACAUCUCGUUGGGGAAUGAUUCUUCUCUCUAUUUUUGGCUUUCUUGGUUUGUUCUAUAUUGUUUUAGGAAGGAUUUUCAAAUAAAAAACUACUGAUAUCAGUGUUAAUUAGGAAGAUUAAAUUGAAAAUUAAACUACACUGAUACAUAGAAAUCAUAAUUUCAAAUCUACUUCUUAUAAAAGGUAGGCUUCAGUAAAUUAAGCUUUAUCUAAUUUUUCAUAUCUUCUUGGCAGAGGCAGUCUUGAUAAUGAUUUAUUUUGCAUUAAAAAUGAUCAGGAUAGAUAAUAAAUCCAAAAUUAUACAAAAGAUAUUGAACUAUAAGUUGCUGGUGGAUAUUAUCUUGUUAGUGAAGGAAGAUAUGUCAAAUUUACAGAAGAUUGA